Ananas comosus (pineapple) is the source of this 779-nucleotide messenger RNA. RefSeq lists its product as uncharacterized. The transcript is spliced from 2 exons. The coding region runs from base 72 to 749 and encodes 225 amino acids. NCBI's taxonomy places the organism in Eukaryota, Viridiplantae, Streptophyta, Magnoliopsida, Poales, Bromeliaceae. The record is from RefSeq and is a predicted model, not a curated record.
ACAUAAUGGAACCCUACAUAUAUACAUAUGAAUUGCAAAUUUAUUUGCUGCACCAUCUUGUUCUUUGAGUGAUGGAUUUGAGUAAGUAUCCAUUGGACAUCAUCUUGGUUCCCUUGAGCUUUUGCCUCACAGCUUGUUACCAUGGAUAUAUUUGGCAAAGCUCCAAAGCACAAAACACAACAACAAGUAUUGGGAUCACCAUGAAGAGGAGAGCAAGAUGGGUCCAAAGCAUUUUGCAGGAAAACAAGAAGAAAGACAUCCUCGGGGUGCAGAGCCUGCGGAACCUGCUCAUGUCGACGAUCCUAUCGGCCACCGUCGCCAUGCUCAUCAACACGGCCCUUGCUGCGCUGGCAAACAACACGUACAAUGCCUUCCGCCUCCACGGCGGGGGGAUCCUGGGGUUGCAGGGCGGCCCGAUGGUCGUCCUCAAGUACGCGUCGAUCUCGCUCCUCCUACUUAUCAGCUUCUUAUGCAGCUCCAUGGGUGUCGGGUUCAUCAUAGAGGGGAAUUUUCUAUUGAAUGCUCCAGCAGAUGCGGUAAUGUUUGAUGGGCAUGUGGAGAAGAUGAUAAAGAGGGGAUGGGUGUUGGCCACAGUAGGAAAUAGAGUGUUGUUUUCUACAUUUCCCUUUUUGUUGUGGUUGUAUGGGCCUGUUGCAUUGGCUGUGUCCUCUGUGGGUUUGAUCCUGGUUUUUUAUUGUUUUGAUUUUGAAUCUACAGGGCUCAAACAAGCCCAUAUUAUUAAACAUUAAGCUUUGAUUAAAAAGUUCCAAAAUGUUAAA